Molecule: messenger RNA, 1262 nt
Organism: Alosa alosa (allis shad)
Lineage: Eukaryota; Metazoa; Chordata; Actinopteri; Clupeiformes; Clupeidae
Product: ras-related protein Rab-15-like
Exons: 7
Coding region: 5-643 (212 amino acids)
Molecular function (GO): GTPase activity; GTP binding
Source: RefSeq, a predicted model, not a curated record
CAGCAUGGCGAAGGAAUACGAUGUUCUGCUUCGACUAAUGUUGCUUGGAGACUCCGGAGUCGGAAAAACCUGUUUGCUUUGGAGGUUCACGGAUGACGACUUUCACCCCUCUCACAUCUCUACUAUUGGAAUUGAUUUCAAGAUGAAAACACUAGAAAUCGAGGGCGUCAGAGUAAGAGUGCAGAUAUGGGAUACAGCAGGCCAGGAGAGGUACCAGACUGUCACCAAGCAGUAUUACAGGCGAGCACAGGGGAUCCUCCUGGUGUACGAUGUCACAAAUGAACACUCCUUUCAAGACAUUGUCAAAUGGGCCAGUGAUGUCGAUGAGUGUGCACCUGAGCGGGUGAAGUGGAUUCUGGUGGGGAAUAAGUGUGAUGAGGAGGAGAGGAGAAGAGUCACUACUGAACAAGGGAAUAAGUUAGCAAAAACAUACGGAAUGUAUUUCUUUGAGACGAGUGCCUUCAGCAACUACAACAUCAAUGAGUGCUUCACGCGGCUCACGGAACUGGUACUACAUGCCAACAGGAAGGAACUGGACGGUCUGUCGCUGUCCAUUAGUGAUGACCUCAGCUCUGCUGGCCAGCGGUCGGUGGAAGUCAGCCAGAAGGUGGAGGAGAGCGCUGAGAGGACCUGCUCAUGUUAGACAGGAAGUAGCAUCCUCUGCCACCUGACGUACUGUACACCUCUGUAAGGUCACUCAGUUUGGGAGAAUCGAUGUUAUCAGUUCAGUGUGGGAGACUGAUUCCUAAAGAGUCCGGUCAGCUCCACAAUGACCAGUUAUUCAGCGUAGUCAGGGAAUACGCUGCAUGAACUGUUUACUUUUAUAAAAACAUGCCAGACGGCCUGUCCACAAUAAAAGGGCCACAGCCUGCUGUCCCUGUUGUUGCGCAGGUUCAACAGUAGGGGGCAGUAGCCUGCAUUUUCAUAAUGCCUGCAGUUGGUGAAUGUGUUCCUUUAAGUAAUACGCCUGUUUAGGACAGUUUGAAAAGACAGGCCAGAUGUGACGUCCCUGUGUUUGUGUCACCUGUCGGAAACAUCUGCCCUGAGUGUGUGACACAGACUACUGAUCUCUCGUGGACACACCUAUUUAUGAAUGUAUUUCCUCCUGCAUUACGUUGUGUUUUUACUUGUGUACUAAUACUGUCUGUCAUGUGCUGCCUGCUGUGUCUGUUACAGGACACUCUGAUGUCCAGUGGUCACUCAUUAUUAAGUAUAUGUUGUCUUUGUUUACAAUGGAAAUAAAAAACACGUUUUCAAUAAUA